GGGCUGCAGCCUUCGCAGGACGUAGCCUUUGCGGUCUUUGGAGGCCAGAAUCUCCGUAUACCGCAAAGGCUGAACCGAGCGGUGCUGAGGUUGCAGUCGGCUCUGGAGGAAUCCCAGCUAAAUAAGAAACAGCUGAAACGCAAACUUGAGGUACAGACUGAGACCCUGAAUAACAAGAUGGAGGAGCUGCGAGCUCUGAAUGAACACACACAGAGCUCCAUGACAUCUGAGGUGACGGAGGUCCAGAUGAAGAUCAUGGAGCUGGAGACCCUUAAGGUGGAGUUGCAGAAAACACGGCAGGAGUGUUGGGACAGAGAGCAGCUUGAUCUGACCAAUAGCAAGCUGCAGCGUCACCUGGAGCGAAGCAAGGAGGAGAAAGAGGAGCGAGAGAAAGAGGCUGUAUCCUGCUUUAACUCUUUAGAGAAAGCUCGAGAAGCAAACAGGGACCUCCAGGUUCAGCUGGAGCAGAUUCUACAGCAGGCCCAAGAUCCCAACAGUAAGGGGAACUCUCUGUUCGCUGAGUUGGAGGAUAAGCGCGCUGAGAUGGCGAGACAGCUCAUCAGUAUGAAGGUCCAGAAUGUGUCACUGCAGAAACAACACGCCUUCAGCAAACAGCAGCUGCAGCGCAUGAAGGUCCAGAUAGCCGCCCUGAUGCAGCUCCAGGGUUCCAGGGCUGAUCCUGCUCAGCUGGAAAGACUCCAGUCAAUGCUCUCAGAUAAAAAUGAAGAGAUCCAAAAUCUAACGACUAAACUGCAAAGACUGGAGAAGAUGGAGAUUGUGUUGAAGUCAGCUAAUUCUGCUACAGCAGAAAGCGGUGACGGCCAAGAUGAGACCUACUACACUGACCUGCUCGAAAUGAAGCUCAACGACAAUCUUAAGCACGCAGAGCUUCUGGCAGAUGAGCUUUCCCUGCAGAGGAUGAAAUCUCUGUCAGAGAGCCAGAGAGCUUUAGCGCUGGAGAGGAAACUCUUCUCAUCUGAACAGCGCCUCAAACAGACUCAGAGUGACAAGAUCAAACUGCAUCUCCGAGUCGAGGAGCUCCAACACAAGUAUGAACCCAAAGAGGCAAAAAAGAAUCUGACCCAGAAGAGAAAGGGAGAGAAACUUCCUUUUGACAUCAUACCCUCCUCUGAGGAAACCACGCUUGACAAGGGAGAGCGGGUUGUUGCCAUGGAGAUGGAUGUCACAAAUACUAAAACUGCAGACCCUGAAGCAGAUUGUUGUUGUACAGCUGAGACCGUGAGCUCCACACAAUUGCACAUUGCAGAGCCGGAGCCACAGCCUGCCAAGUGUGUGAAGAUCAGCCGAGAUGAGCCUGCUGAGAUUCCAAACCCCACCUCUUCUGUGACUGACUGUAAAGAGGAGGAGGAGCAGCAGCAGAACAAGAGAGAGAGAAGAAAGAAAGAAACUGUUGAAGUGAUCCAUGUCAGCUCCAACAGCAGCAUGGAGAACGACUGUGCCCAGCAGUAGCAAUCAUGUAUAUGUUAAUAGAUAUAGAUCGAUAAUCAUUCAAAUGUUUCCAUUUUUGCCAUUCUUUCUGCAGACUUUACUGUGUUUGCUCUCUGUCAAUAUAUGUAAAUCUUAAAGUAUUAAAAACAUUUAGCAAAUAAAAUAAUUCUGUGUUCAGUUUUCCAAAGCAUAACUAUUAAUCACUUAACUUCAAUUCUGUUAAUUCUUCAACAUGAAUUGUUUUGCAUAGUGGUGGCUGAAAAUGUAAGCAACACGUCUUCUGAAACAUACGUGCUAUGAAAUAAUGUGUCUGUCGGACCCUGGGUUUAGAAAGUCUUGUUGAAUUGGAUCACGUGACUUGUGUGUAGUGAUGGCGAGCUGAAGCUUUGAAACUUUCUAUCCACUUGGUUCACUCGUGGGCCGAUGCUUCAUGGUGCUUCAUUUGCUCUGUGCCAUCAAGUGGACAAUACAUGUAAAACCGGCAGAGUGAUUAUAAUGGGAUGGCUUUGGUGUGUGAAGCUUUGAAUGAAUGAUGUUUGAUGCCAAUACAUAAAUUAUUGACUUAUUAA
This is a messenger RNA of Cottoperca gobio, 2018 nucleotides long. RefSeq names its product spindle apparatus coiled-coil protein 1 (gene spdl1). Lineage: Eukaryota; Metazoa; Chordata; Actinopteri; Perciformes; Bovichtidae. Gene Ontology annotation, molecular function: kinetochore binding. The transcript has 12 exons. Gene Ontology annotation, biological process: establishment of mitotic spindle orientation; mitotic metaphase chromosome alignment; protein localization to kinetochore. Gene Ontology annotation, cellular component: outer kinetochore; spindle pole. The record is from RefSeq and is a predicted model, not a curated record. The annotation marks the transcript as partial.